CUUGGUGGCGCGCGCGAGUGUGUGUUUCUGGUCAGAGGAAAACUUUUUGAAGGAAAACCAACUGAAAUGCAAAUACUUUUUUGUAAAUAUGAGAAUUGUGCGCAGUCAGCGUACUAAUACCGUUACGCAGCUUAGCUUUGGCAUAAACAUAAACAUAACGCAGGAAUACAAAUUGCACUGUCGCACGCCAAGUGAAAGUUAAAGAAACAACAGUUAAACCACUGCUGGCUGGUGGCGCUCAAUCGAGAAGCCCACUGGUGGCUGGUGCUGCGGUCGCCGCUGCAUUGGACGGCAGCGCAUACAAGUGUAUGUUUGUACGACUACGACUACGAAAAAAUGUGUAAAUUUUAUUGCAAAUUGAUUGCAUGAAAACUUGAAAACUUCAAGACCCUAAAAAAUUCUCAGUUAAAAAAUUGCAAGAGUAUUUAGUAAAAUAGAAAAGUGAAACUAAAAAUUUUAGUGCACUAAAAAGUGACAGUCAAAUAUACUAAAUCAUUUCAAAAGAAACAAUAAAAAACCAACAACAAGAGCAAAAAUGGAAAAUCCAUCAUCAACAUUCGAAUAUUUGUGUCGUGUGUGUGCGGCCAACACGAAAGGCAAAAAUUCGGUGGCCGAAUGUGUUUAUAUAUUGAAAACGCCAGCGUUAAAGGAUAAAAUCGAGCGAUAUCUGUAUUUGACGAUUGCCGAAGAGGAUAUUCUACCGAAAGUGUUAUGCAAGGCCUGUUUCCGCCAAGUGGAGGCUACUGCAUCCUUAUCAAAGAUCGCCAAACACACACAAAAGGUUUUUCGUGAUUUCAUUUUCAAUACAAAGUCGUGUCUACAAGCUGAGAGCAGUGAAAGCAGCACACCCACUGCCAGAGCACCCGCAUCCAAAUCUCCAAAAGAAUGUGCAUCUACAGCGCAUGUUCCGGAGCGUCCAAAACCGAAGGAGCGAGAGAAGUCGGUUGUGCAGAACGCUGAAUCCACGCCACCAGCCACACUGCCCGCAUCGUCGACAUGUGCCCACAAGGAUGAGGUCGUGGUAAAUGUCUCUGUCAACGAUCCAUUGACACGUGAGACACAGCACAAGAUGAUAACAGCAUCGCGCCGUCAAAAUUCGCUGGAUGCGCGCUUCACGCCGAAAUCUAUUGCACAACGUGGCUUUGCCAGCACGCCGAAGCAGACAGAGGGUGCAGCCGGCACCAAGAAGCCAACAACAUCGGGUGUCAUAAAUUUCUUCCCCAAUCGACAACAGCAGGUGACGACUGUCACAAGUGGUGGUUAUGUAAUUGGUUGUGCGCCUGAAAGUAUACCUUCAAAUAAAGCUGCAGCCGAGCAGUCGAUCUCGAACGCAAAUAUUUUGCAGCAAAAGCGUAAAAAUCUGAAGAAUGCGUUGAACAACAUCAAAGCGGUUAAUGCUGGACAAGUUUCGCUUCUGAAGGUCUCACAAAAACUCGGUCAAACUACACAAAGCAGUCAACCACAACCGAAAGCCAUCGAGCCGCCAACUUUGUUGGUUGAAGAUGAUGUGCCGGCAGAGCCGCUACCAGAAAAGAUGAUAAUUGCUGCAACAAAACAACAAAAACAUCAAGUACAAGCUGCACCUCAGCUCACUCCACAUAUCGAGCCAAUUUCCGAAAUGCAAUCAGAGCCAACCGAUUUGUCACAAUCAGCCAGACCCAGUAUACCCGAUGACAUAUUGCUCGGUAAAGUGAUCAAAGACGGUGAUCUGCUGAAACUCAUUUUGAAAGCACUCAAAUGGCCGGUGAAUAAACACACAAUGGAGACACAAUUGGAACGCUUGCGCAACUCACGCUUUGCAACCAUUAUGGCUGAUCCGAAUCUGCUGCAGGACGCCGAUCUGACACAAAUAAUGGGACCCUAUUUGGGUCCUGUCUUGCAGGCGGCACAAAUGUUGCAACAACAACAAGUGGCCGCUUCUGCUGCUGCGGCGGCCGCUGCCACUAAAGAAACUGAGCUGCAAGUGGCUGGCAUAACCACAGCGCUGCCGUACAAGCUGCCGGCAGAGACGUCAGUGCAGUUGGUGCCAGCUAGCCCAGAAGAAGAAGCGGAAGUAACAGACGUCACACCGAAGACCAGCGCAUCGAGUCAAUCACUGAAACGCGAUGCGGAAAUUGCUAAUAUGAAAUUGGCACCACCCAAAAAGGUACGCAAGGUGUCGGCACGUGGACGCAGUGCGUCGAUAUUUAACAGCGAUGAGUACGCUGCACUGAAUUCUACUCUCACAUCGCAGUAUUUAAGUUCCAAGUCGAGUCCCGACAUCCAUGUCGAUCUAGAUCCAGCGGCACUAUUUACACAUUUGGGCAUGCUAAGAGGACUCAGCGCGACCAGCUCGAAUGAUGCACUGCUGGCACUGCUACAAAGGCAACGCGCCGCUUUAACUCGUUUGCAACACCCUCAGUCUCAACCACAGCCCAGACGCCAGCGUAGCAACUCUAUUAUUACAGUGCCCGCCAGUGGAAGUGACUUUGUUUUCGAUACAGAUGACAUCAUAUUGAUGGAACCGGAUGAUUGUACUGAAAGCACGACAACAAACUCUCUAAAUAACGGAGACGGCAACACUGCGAGUUCCUCGAAUGUGUCACAAACCGAAUCCGUCACAUUCCCAGUGCCACAACAGGUAUCCAAACCAAUGAUAACACGUCCAAUUAUAAAGCGUCGCAAAACCGUUAUACAGGCAUCACCUGCGCGUAUGAAUCUUGCCAUAAACACAAAAGACAUAACACCGGUUUCAUCCACACCAAGUGAGAGUGUAUCCUCCACUGGCACAACAAUCAAAUUGGUGGCGGCCUCCUCAAACAUAUCACUGCAAACAGCCGCGCCGCCUAAGAGGCCCACCAAAGCACAAUCGCUCGACAGCCUCAACACAAUUGCCACACAAUUCCCAUCCAACGUCAUCACAAUUGGCACGCAAGUGCCGUCAAACACAACCAAUGUGACCGAAGUCGUGCCAACCGCAAUUGUAACUAAAGCAACGGAGACUAUCACGACGGCUACGGCAACUGCGGCAACCAGUGUCUCCUCGCUGCCCGCAAACAAUGCGUCUACCACCAACAACACCACGAAUGCCCUUGCAGCCGAAAGAACGACUACGCGUAACAGUAACGUGGCUAAAAAGCAAACUUCGAGCAAAUCUGCGCUUGGUCAGCAACUACUGGAGGCGAUCGGUUUGCAGAAGGUCCCAGCGGAGAACAAAGACGUCGCUGUAGUGUCAGCAACUGCACCAGGACCGCGUGGUUCUGUGCAGCAGAUACGCAGCGCCUUGAAAAAAUCCUUGCAGAAAGCUCAAGAACAACAACAGCAACGCAGCAAAAAAGCGCCGUCCGCAGCCGGUACUGAGGAUUCUUCGGAAAAGACGGUAAACGUUGUUAAGGAGGUAGUAGUGCAACCACGCGCAAAGCACGCGUCUAACACAUCAACCGGUCCGUUAGAUGUGGAGGAGGAGAUCAACAAAAUCACAUUGGUGUUGCAGAGCAAAUCCAAGGACGAUAAAAAAAUCGAAGAGGCAGACAAGCGCUUGACCGCAGCGGCGCCAAGCAGAAUUCCCGGAAUCAGAAGAAAACUUAUGCCGCCAACACGCAACCGAAAGUCGACAGUUACACUCGUGGCGGAUGAAAUAGUCGAUCUCAUCGACGACGAAGAACACCAAGAUGCGGCCGAGGGAAAGUGUGUCGGCAAAAAUAAGGACAAGGACAAGGAUAAGGAUAUACUCGCCUCAAAUGCGGAACAGGAAGAAACGGAUGUCUACUUAACAGCCACAUCCUUAACAUCAGUGCAGCGCCUUCCCAAAGCUGAUGUUAAAGAUGCGAAGAGUGUGUCACCAACGCGUAAGCGUGGCAGAAAAUUGAAAGAGGACAUUGACUUAGCACAAGAAGAAGAAGACGACGAGGAUGACGACAAGCCGUUGAAGCCCAAAACUGAAAAGAACGCCGGCGCUAAGCAGGAAGCUGAGCCGCGUAACAGUACGCCAGCGCCACGUCAACGCAGUCGGCCACCGCCGGCGAAUGGACGCAAAGCGCCGAGUGAACGCGACUUCGAAAAGGAAAGCGACGAUACAGCGAGCGUCAAAAACGACACUGAGAGUAUCAACAGCUCAAUUCUCAGCACACGGCCAUCACGCGUCAGCAAAACGAUGUCGAAAUAUUACAAGGGUCCAGAUAAGUCGCCCGGAACAACGCGUAGGACACCAGUUUCAACGCGCAGCACCAGAGUGAGAAACUAAGCCAGAGCAAACCAGUUUUUGUGUGCAACACAAAUUGGAGCUUGGGCGCCCCUUAUCAGCAGCAGUGAAUUAUUCUUAUAUUAAGCGGAAUUCCACAAAAUGCGCUGUAUAAACAUAUAAUAUUUAUGUUACGUCAUUUUUAUGUAUUUUUUCUUGUGUAUAAAAACCUAUUCUUAUAUAAAGCUUAUUUCUUUUUAACUGUAUGUACAUACUGUCGAGUUAUGUAUAAAUAUAAAAUAUUAUAUUUAAUAAAAGUUGAUAAAUUCUUAGUGAAAUA
Messenger RNA from Zeugodacus cucurbitae (melon fly), 4499 nucleotides. Its product is annotated as titin homolog. The coding region runs from base 536 to 4222 and encodes 1228 amino acids. Gene Ontology annotation, cellular component: nucleus. The transcript has 7 exons. Gene Ontology annotation, molecular function: zinc ion binding. The record is from RefSeq and is a predicted model, not a curated record. NCBI's taxonomy places the organism in Eukaryota, Metazoa, Arthropoda, Insecta, Diptera, Tephritidae.